AUGAACUUGGACACCGCGGGCAUCGAGCCCCCUGCGACCCCUGAGUACGUGGUCGACGCUACGACCUUUGCGUUACGGGUCGAUCAGGCCGGAAAUCAAUCCCACUAUGCCGUGAAUGUUACCCAAUUAUCGCAUCCUGGUCUGCGAUACAUCUGGGUGCAUGCAUGUGGAGUCGGCCUCCGUUUGAGUGGGGCUAUGGCAAUGGAACGUGCGGUGACUCCGAAGGAGAAAUGGGCCGAACCGUACUACGAUGACAUGAUGCUGGAGUGGCUCGCGGAGGAGGAGGAAGAAGCCCUGCAACAUCACAACUCUCGCAAUCCCAAUACAAUGACUACCUCUACCAGCACUGCACAGCGCGCCAGCCCGCUCAUCGACUUCCUAACUCAGCCCGGCCGUUAUGUGCCCAUGUUCAUCGCCAUCACCGAGCAUCUUGGGCCUGCCGACAUCGUCAACCUACGUGCCGCCUCCCAAGAUCCCGGAAAUGUGUACUCAACCCUCAUUAACACAGAAUGGAACAUCAACACGGCCUUGCAGAAAGGAUUCCGAACAAGCUAG
Molecule: messenger RNA, 555 nt
Organism: Mytilinidion resinicola
Lineage: Eukaryota; Fungi; Ascomycota; Dothideomycetes; Mytilinidiales; Mytilinidiaceae
Exons: 2
Coding region: 1-555 (184 amino acids)
Source: RefSeq, a predicted model, not a curated record